GAGCCCCGGGGGAUUCGGGGAACCGCGUGCCCGGGGGGCCUGGACGGGGCUGGCUUGCAGGCCCCCGGCCCCCAUAUAAGGGCCCGAGCCCGCUGCCCGGCCUUCCUCACUCCCAGGAGCUCAGCGUGUCACAGCCACAGCCAUGAAGUGUCUCCAGCUCGCCCUGGGCCUGGCCCUUGUGUGUGGCCUCCAGGCCAUCGUCAUCCCCCAGACCAUGAGGAACCUGGAUAUAAGAAAGGUGGCUGGGAUGUGGCACUCCAUGGCUAUGGCGGCCAGCGACAUCUCCCUCCUGGACUCCGAGGCCGCCCCCCUGAGAGUGUACGUCCAGGAGCUGAGACCCACCCCCGAGAACAACCUAGAAAUCAUUCUGCGCAAACGGGAAAACCGCGCCUGUGUUGAGAGGAACAUCAUGGCGCAGAAGACUGAGGACCCCGCCGUGUUCAUGGUCGACGACCAAGGGGAAAGAAGGAUUUCCGUGCUGGACACAGACAACACCCACUACCUGUUCUUCUGCAUGGAGGCGCCCACGCCCCACGCUGGGAACGGCAUCAUGUGCCAGUACCUGGCCAGGACCCUGAAGGUCGACAACGAGGUCAUGGAGAAAUUCAACAGAGCCCUCCAGACCCUGCCCGUGCCCAUGCGGAUCAUCCUGGACCUGAGCCAGGGGAAGGGUCCCAGAGAUGACAUCGCCCCCUUCCUGCCCCAUCAGAGGAAUCAGGAGGGACCGAGCCCACCCGGGGCUCCCAGACCUGCUCCUCCUCAGGCCGCGGGGUCCUCGGGGCCCCUGCUCUGAGCCUCUCCUCCUCCAGCAAUAAAGGAAUCAAGCAGC
Messenger RNA from Lutra lutra (Eurasian river otter), 829 nucleotides. Its product is annotated as beta-lactoglobulin-2-like. Gene Ontology annotation, molecular function: small molecule binding. The transcript has 6 exons. NCBI's taxonomy places the organism in Eukaryota, Metazoa, Chordata, Mammalia, Carnivora, Mustelidae. The record is from RefSeq and is a predicted model, not a curated record. The coding region runs from base 143 to 793 and encodes 216 amino acids.